AAGAGAAGCCUGUGCUACUGUCCUAUCCACGAAGCCCCGAAUACUUAGCUUGGGAAAGAUGCUGUGGCUUUGGGGAAGAUGUGCUGUAGCAGCCAGAGGGUGGAAUAUUUGCUGGAGGGAAGCGGCCUGAGGGACAUGAAUCAAGGCCCAGUGGAAGAGCUGAAAAGGCAGGGCAUCUCCCAUCCACCUGAGAGCAGAAGAAACGGGCUUGUGGAAGGCGUUGUCAUCUGGAGCGGUGUCAGUUCCAAAAGCUCCAGCCCUUCUCAAAGAGGAAGACCAAGCUAUGGCAGCCGUGCUCCUGACAGCCUGGCCCCAGAAGUUGGUGACCUUCGAGGAUGUGGCUGUGUACUUCACCCCAACGGAGUGGGAUGGCCUGUCCCCUGCACAGAGGGCCCUGUACAGGGAUGUGAUGCUGGAGAAUUAUGGGAAUGUGGCCUCCCUGGGAUUUCCAAUUCUCAAACCUGCUGUGAUCUCACAACUAGAAGGAGGAGGUGAGCUGGGGAUCUCAUCUCUGCUGGCCACUGGAGUAGGCUCAGACCCUCCAAGCCUCUGGACAGUAGAUAUUGAUAUCCAGACUGACAAUGAUAUAACAAAGGAACUAUACAAAGAAAAACAUAAUGCAUCAUUUGUACUCCAGGGGAACUCUUCCCAGGAAAUAGACUUCUCAGAAGCCUAUAUUGUAGAAAAACAACAGCAGGAAGUCCACCUAGUAGGAAGUAUGAAGAAAGAGAACAGCAAUAUUAUUGAUGGAACAGUGAAAGACAACACAGACCCCACGGAGGAGUGUUUGUUCAGUCAGAAUCCAAACUUGAACCAGUGUCCUACCAUCCUCUCCACUGGAGAGGAACCCCCUACAUGUAUGGGAUUGAAGAAAGCCUUGAACUUUGACACAAAACUUACUUAUCAUGAAAUAAGUAAUUCUAGAGAAAGACCUUUUGAAUGUGAAGAAUUAGUGGAAAACUUUAAGUAUAACUCUCAACUUACUCGUCAAGACAGCUACACUAGGGAGAAGCCCUACCAGUGUAAGGAGUGCAGCAAAGUCUUUAGUGUUAAGGCAAAAUUAAUUUGGCAUCAAAGACUUCAUAGUGGGGAGAAACCCUUCAAAUGUGUGGAGUGUGGGAAAAGCUUCAGUUACAGUUCCCAUUACAUCACCCAUCAGACAGUCCACAGUGGGGAGAAGCCCUAUCAGUGCCAGGUGUGUGGGAAAGCCUUCAGUGUUAAUGGGAGUCUAAUCAGGCAUCAGAGAAUCCAUACAGGAGAGAAGCCCUAUCAGUGCAAGGAGUGUGGAAAUGGCUUCAGCUGCAGUUCUGCAUAUAUUACACAUCAGAGAGUUCAUACUGGGGAGAAACCUUAUGAGUGUAAUGAUUGUGGGAAAGCUUUCAAUGUUAAUGCAAAAUUAAUUCAGCACCAGAGAAUCCACACUGGAGAGAAACCUUAUGAAUGUAAUGAGUGUGGGAAAGGCUUCAGGUGCAGUUCCCAGCUUAGGCAGCAUCAGAGCAUCCACACUGGAGAGAAACCCUGUCAGUGUAAAGAGUGUGGGAAAGCCUUCAGUAAUAAUGCAAAACUCAUUCAGCAUCAGAGAACCCACACAGGUGAGAAGCCCUACGAGUGUAGUGAAUGUGGAAAAGCCUUUAGUAUCAAAGGGAAGUUAAUCCAGCACCAGAGAAUCCACACAGGUGAAAAGCCCUACAAGUGCAAUGAAUGUGGAAAAGCCUUCAGGUGUAAUUCCCAGCUUCGGCAGCAUCUGCGAAUCCACACUGGAGAGAAGCCCUAUGAGUGCAAUGAGUGUGGAAAGGCCUUCAGUGUCAAUGCUAAACUAAUGCAGCAUCAGAGGAUUCACACUGGGGAGAAACCCUUUGAAUGUAAUGAGUGUGGGAAAUGUUUCACAUCUAAAAGAAACCUACUUGAUCAUCACCGAAUCCAUACUGGAGAAAAACCUUAUCAAUGUCAGGAAUGUGGGAAAGCCUUCAGUAUCAAUGCCAAACUAACUAGGCAUCAGAGAAUACACACUGGGGAGAAGCCUUUCAAAUGUAUGGAAUGUGAGAAAGCAUUUAGCUGUAGUUCUGACUAUAUUGUACAUCAGAGGAUCCAUACUGGAGAGAAACCCUUUCAAUGUAAGGAGUGUGGAAAAGCUUUCCAUGUUAACGCCCAUUUAAUUCGGCAUCAGAGAAGUCACACUGGAGAGAAACCCUUCAGGUGUGUGGAGUGUGGCAAAGGCUUCAGCUAUAGUUCUGACUGCAUUAUACAUCAGACUGUCCACACUUGGAAGAAACCCUUUUUGUGUAAUGUGUGUGGCAAAGCCUUCAGGUUUAGCUUCCAGCUUAAUCAGCAUCAGAGUGUCCAUAGUGAAGGAAAAUCCCAGUGAGAAGGAUGUAGAAAACUCUCAAGAUUAAUGCCGAACUGAAUCAGGGGUCGUCAGAUUUACCCUGGUGGAAAACCCAGAGAGAAAUUAAUAUGUCAGUCUUCACAUGAAAACAGACUUUUUUCAUUUUAUUCCAUUUUAAAUUAGAAAUGAUGACCAGUUAAAAAGUAACAUUCAAAAACAAAUUAUUUUGUUUUAUACCAACAUCCAAUUAGAAUAUACCCCAUUGCCAACACCAUCAAGAAAAGUAGACUUUUCUAGGAGUACGCUUAAUUAUAAUGGAGGACCUACAUGGAUCUCCACUGAGGGCCACAAAAGGAAACUUAAUGGGGGACAGAGAGGGAAACCUUGUUCUUGGAUAGAGAUUCACUCUACUUAAUUUAUUUCCCUUUCAUUUUUGACAACAAGCAUGCAUAACUUUUGUAAAGAGGAAAAACAUUAAAGAUUUCCUUAAAAGAA
Molecule: messenger RNA, 2821 nt
Organism: Phyllostomus hastatus (greater spear-nosed bat)
Lineage: Eukaryota; Metazoa; Chordata; Mammalia; Chiroptera; Phyllostomidae
Gene: ZNF23
Product: zinc finger protein 23
Exons: 6
Coding region: 284-2365 (693 amino acids)
Biological process (GO): regulation of transcription by RNA polymerase II
Molecular function (GO): DNA-binding transcription factor activity; RNA polymerase II cis-regulatory region sequence-specific DNA binding
Source: RefSeq, a predicted model, not a curated record